CCCAUGAGCGCCGGCCACAGCCUCGGCCGCCGCCAUGGACUGUCUGUGCAUCGUCACCACCAAGAAAUACCGGUACCAGGAUGAGGACAGCCCCCCCCUGGAGCAGAGCCCCGCCCACCUGCCCAGCCAGGCUAAUUCGCCCCCGGUCAUCGUUAACACCGACACGCUGGAGGCACCGGCCUACGUGAACGGCACUGAGGGCGAAAUGGAGUACGAGGAGAUCACGCUCGAAAGGGGUAACUCGGGGUUGGGGUUCAGCAUCGCGGGGGGCACCGACAACCCUCACGUCGGGGACGACCCCAGUAUCUUCAUCACCAAGAUCAUCCCCGGCGGCGCCGCCGCGCAGGAUGGGCGCCUCAGGGUGAACGACAGCAUUCUGUUCGUGAACGAAGCGGACGUGCGGGAGGUGACGCACAGCGCGGCCGUGGAGGCGCUGAAGGAAGCCGGCGCCGUCGUCCGCCUCUACGUUAUGCGGCGCAAAGCCGUGGCCGAGAAGGUGGUGGAGGUUAAACUCAUCAAAGGGCCUAAAGGCCUGGGGUUCAGCAUCGCGGGGGGUGUGGGGAACCAACACAUCCCGGGGGACAACAGCAUCUACGUCACCAAAGUGAUCGAGGGCGGCGCCGCGCACAAGGACGGGCGGCUGCAGAUCGGGGACAAGAUCCUGGCCGUGAACAACGUCAGCCUGGAGGAUGUGAUGCACGAGGACGCGGUGGCGGCGCUGAAGAACACCUACGACGUCGUCUACCUGCGCGUGGCCAAACCCGCUGCCACCUUCCUCGGGGACACCUACGCCCCCCCCGACGUCACCAGCUCCUACUCGGCCCACCUGGACGCCGAUUUGGGGCCUCAGAGCUUUUUGGGCCCCGAGUUCCCUCCGGCCAUGACACCCACCUCGCCGCGGCGCUUCUCCCCCGGCCCCAAAGACCUCCUGCCCGACGACGACGUCCCCAGGGAGCCGCGGCGCAUCGUCAUCCACAGAGGCUCCACGGGAUUGGGUUUCAACAUCGUUGGCGGUGAAGACGGCGAAGGGAUCUUCAUCUCCUUCAUCCUGGCCGGUGGCCCGGCCGACCUCAGCGGCGAGCUGCGCAAGGGCGACCAGAUCCUCUCCGUGAACGGGGUGGACCUGCGCGGUGCCACCCACGAGCAGGCGGCGCUGGCGCUGAAGAACGCGGGACAGAGCGUCACCAUCGUCGCCCAAUACCGGCCCGAGGAGUACAGUCGCUUCGAGGCAAAAAUCCACGACCUUCGGGAGCAGCUCCUGAGCAGCAGUUUGGGCUCCGGGAGCGCCUCCCUGCGCGGGGACCCCAAACGCGGCUUCUACGUCCGGGCGCUGUUCGACUCGGAGAAGGCGAAGGACUGUGGGUUCCUGAGUCAGGCCCUGAGCUUCCGCUUCGGCGCAGUCCUUCACGUCCUGGACGCCUCCGACGAGGAAUGGUGGCAGGCGCGGGUCGUCCUGCCCGCCGGGCAGCCCCCCGACAUCGGCUUCGUGCCCAGCAAGCGCCGGGUCGAGCGCCGGGAGUGGACGCGGCUCAAGGCCAAAGACCGGGGGCCGGGAUCAGGAGCACCAGGACGCGAGGACGCGGUGCUGAGCUACGAGACAGUGACGCAGAUGGAAGUGCACUACGCGCGUCCCAUCAUCAUUCUCGGCCCCACGAAGGACCGCGUCAACGACGACCUUCUCUCCGAGUUCCCCGAGAAGUUCGGCUCCUGCGUCCCCCACACGACGCGGCCCAAACGGGACUAUGAGGUGGACGGACGGGAUUAUCACUUUGUGUCGUCGCGGGAGCGUAUGGAGAAGGACAUCCAGGGCCACAAAUUCAUCGAGGCCGGGCAGUACAACAGCCACCUGUACGGCACCAGCGUCCAGUCCGUGCGCGAGGUGGCCGAGCAGGGCAAGCACUGCAUCCUGGACGUGUCGGCCAACGCGGUGCGGCGGCUGCAGGCGGCUCAGCUCCACCCCAUCGCCAUCUUCAUCCGCCCCAAAGGGCUGGAGAACGUCCUGGAGAUCAGCAAACGGGUGACGGAGGAACAGGCGCGUAAAGCGCUGGAGAGAGCGUCCAAACUGGAACAGGAGUUCACCGAGUGCUUCUCGGCCCCAUAG
Cuculus canorus (common cuckoo) is the source of this 2101-nucleotide messenger RNA. RefSeq names its product discs large MAGUK scaffold protein 4 (gene DLG4). NCBI's taxonomy places the organism in Eukaryota, Metazoa, Chordata, Aves, Cuculiformes, Cuculidae. Gene Ontology annotation, biological process: AMPA glutamate receptor clustering; chemical synaptic transmission; postsynaptic neurotransmitter receptor diffusion trapping. Bases 35 to 2101 code for a protein of 688 amino acids. The record is from RefSeq and is a predicted model, not a curated record. Gene Ontology annotation, molecular function: kinase binding. The transcript is spliced from 21 exons. Gene Ontology annotation, cellular component: neuromuscular junction; postsynaptic density membrane; neuron projection.